AUGUUGGAUGAAACUCAUUUAUUUGAUGAGAAGGUUGAUGAUCCAUCUCACCCAGGCCUCUUUACCCAGCCUCAAGAUUUUACUUGGAAUUCUAAAUAUAUUGUUGCACGGAACAGAAGCCACACAAAACAAGUUUUGGCUUCAACACCUGCAAAGUUGUCUGUGGGAAUAGAAACUCUGGCCUCCUUUUCUAAGGCUGUGAACUCCUCCUAUCUGGUGGCUGUCCCUCUGGAACUUCAUGGAAACAUGGUCUCUGAAGCUUUGAACUUCCUUAUUUGUGGUGACGAGGAAACUGGUAUUGGUAAAGUUAUUAGAACUUUAGCCAAGAAACCGGGACUAGUUGGUGAAAAAGCUUCUGCUGUUCUAACCAAGUGGCGACAAAUAGUUGCAGGCAACACCAAAAUUCAAGAAAAUCAUCCAAAGUCACUGAACUCCAAACAUGGGUCUCAUAAGAAGGAAAGCGCUGAGGAAAGUAAAUCCACUGAAGUUUCCGGAAAACACAGUAAAUCAUUAAACGAAAAACAUAUGAAUGGCAAAAAGAGUUCCUCUGAAUCUGAGCACAAGCAAAAGUCUACUAUAAGUAAGAAUUCAAAAGAAAUUUCGCCUGAAAAAAAGAUUAAAAAACAUUCCGGUGGAAUCAAUGGGAAUUAUACUGAUUCUAGUCCUGUACCUUAUAAGUAUGAAAAGGAUGAGGCACCAUCAAAAUGCAUUGAUUACGAUCCUAAUUCUGAAGUAAACUUGUACUACACUCCAGAACACCCUGAACUGUAUCCUAAUAGUAAGAAAAUCAAGAAAAAAAUGAAAAAUGAUACUGAGAAAUCAUUUGAUUCUGGGCAUAGUAAUUCAGAAAUUAAAGCUGAGAAACGCAAAAUUCCUGAUGUUGAGUCAUCUAAAUGUGGAGAAAGUGAACCAAAGGCUAAAAAAAUUAAACACGAGGCUUCACUUGCAUCUAGUACAUCACAUUCUAGUCAAAGUAAACAUGAAACAGAGAAAAAAGAAAAGGUUGAUUCACAGAAGAAAAAGGAAGGAAAGGAGAAAGCCCAUAAUCAUCAUAAUCAUUUCAGCUCGCGAAAAGAUAGUUUUCAGAAGAAUUCACGACCAGCAGAUUUGCAGUUAAAAGCAUCAUCCAGCAAGAAACAAGUAGAGACAGGUCAAUCAGAGGACAAAAAGUCUCACCAGAGCAAAAUUAAUUCAAAGGAUAAAAAAUUGAAAGGAAAACUGAAAAUACAGUCUACUGAAGCAUUUACAUCAUCUGAAGUGAGCUUUGAAGAUUGUCUGGGUUUCAAUGAUAUUGUUUCUGUGAAAAGGAAAAAAAGUUCCAUAAAAGCUUCAUCCUCCUCAUCAAAGAAACCAAAAACUACUACUACUUCAUCAAAAGCAUCAUCAUCAUCAUCAUCCAGCAGCUUAAGAAAUACUUACAAACCAGAUGCUGAGAAAAAAUCAUGCCUAAAGUUGGUACCAGGGCCUCCUUUGAACCCUAUCCAUUUGAAUGAAGUUGAUAUCCUUUCUACUCUUCCCCAACCACAACCUAACUAUAGACCACUGCCACCAAGAAACGCAGAUGGUAGUAAUGCUAAGAAGAAAGUUCUUUCUAAUGAAGAUGCUAUAAGAUUCACAUCUUCAAGAAGAGAAAAAACAGCUGUUUAUUCUGGGCGCAGAAAUGCUUACUUCCUAGGUAAGCAAGAAGUGCCAUCGCUUUUUGACAUCUGUACCCGGAUACUGAUUGAUAAUAUUGAUGCUAUUGAAUAUAUGGGCGAGGUGCCUUAUUUUCUUGUAAAACCAAUUCUGGAGCGCUGUAACCCAAUGCAACUGUAUACUAUUGAACAUUACAACCCAUACCUUCUUGAAGAUACUCAUGAUUUAUGGGAAGUGCACUGCAGGAGAGAUUAUCGCACCGAAGAACCACAAGAGAAUGAGACUUGGCGAGAUUUAUAUUGGCGUUGCUGUGAAGAGAGAGAAAUUAGACUGAAGAGUGUAACUGCAAAUAUAUCUGCAUCUAUGUCAAAAUCCAAUCCAGUACGUCAAGUUAAGCUAGCAUAUGUAGACUCAGUUGUUAAACCUCCCCGUGAUGUAGCUCGAAGACAAGCAAAAAAUGGAACAGGUCUUCCUGUGAAUCAUAAAGUGAAACCUGGACCACCUUCAAAAGCUACUCCUAGGCCAUCUGCACCUUCCAUCAAUGUUGCAGUUGCAUCAACUAGUAAAGCCCCGAUCAAUUUCGUUCCUAAGAAACCCAAGAUUGCACCUUUAAUGGCCAAGACAUUAAAAAGUAUGAAACAGUGUUUUCGACGUAAGUAAGCUGUCAAUUUUUGAAUAUAAAGGAGCUGACUUCAUUAGAGAUCAGAAGAAUGUAAGGUAUGUCUUAUGCUCUGCCACAAAAUUAUGUGAAACUUCUGAUGGAAUAUAUGUAAAAAUAUAUUGAUGUAUAGUGCGUACCUUUAAAUUAAUUCUGCAUGUUUUUAAAGAUCCAUAAAUAAUUCAUUCAGCUGCUUAUGGUUCUGUGAUAUUGUUUAGCAUUAACUAAAUAUAUGAUCUGAUUUCAAAACAUAAUUUCUUUUCAUAAAGUUAAGUUUAGUAUCUGUUAUGCAAAAUGAUGAUGUAUUGCUUUAAGAAAGAUUUGUAAUUUAAUGCAAAUAUUCAUUGUAUGACUUGUUUGUUUUUUGUUAAAUUUUUCAUUUAAAAAAAAGCAAGGACAAUUUAUAUUUGUGUGUACAUAAAAAAUAAAUAAAAUUAAAAAAUACAUGCUUACCAUAUACCCUUGAUAUUUAUAAAUGUCUUUUAUUCUCAGUGUAACUUGAAAUCUGUGGUUGUGUUAUUUAUUACAUGUUUUUACCUUUUAGUGCUGUAAAUUGUUGACCGUUUGUUGAUGUAAAUUGAGAUUAAAAGAAUUUCCAAUUAUUUAAAACUAAAAAUUGAAUAAAUGAAAUUAAUUUUCAAUAUGUGUGAAUAUUAAUCUGUUACCAUGCAUCCUUUUGCACCUCUUGUUACAUUGUCUAUAAAAUUAUGUAUCAGUUUAAAAUUUAAGUUUAAUAUUCAUACUUAUGCGUAUGAAUAUUAGUCUAAUAUUAAUGAAUUUAUUAUUAUGAUUACCAUACUUUUUCAAAUAUUCAUUGUAAGGUGAAUAUUUGGGCAUCUUCAUUUCUGUAUUAAUCUCAAAUCAUAUAUGUGGUGUGAUGUAUAUAACAAACUGACAAACUCUGAAUAAAGCAUUUUUAUGUCAAA
This is a messenger RNA of Stegodyphus dumicola, 3219 nucleotides long. RefSeq names its product transcription elongation factor B polypeptide 3-like. Gene Ontology annotation, biological process: transcription elongation by RNA polymerase II. NCBI's taxonomy places the organism in Eukaryota, Metazoa, Arthropoda, Arachnida, Araneae, Eresidae. The record is from RefSeq and is a predicted model, not a curated record. Gene Ontology annotation, cellular component: nucleus; elongin complex.